AUGGACAGGAAAUCAGACCUGCCGCCGUAUUCUGCGGCCACUGCCGCGUCGCCCUUUCGUCUCUCCCGCCGUCGACCAGGCUUCCGACGAUCACGAGUCAUCAAGGCUAUCUCUGUCGCCUCGCUGAUUCUCAUCGCCCUUGGCCAAUGGACGCUCAUUUGGAACAAAACAGCUAAAGAGCCGUUGUUGUCGGCUGCUAAGCUGAGCGCGGACCUUCAGACUUGCGCCAAGCUCCGGUCUAAGCCCCAGGAUCCAAUUGGACUCGGUCGUGACAAGAAUGCCCGGUAUAUUGAAGGCAGCAAGCCGACCCUGAUAAAGAAUGCUACAAUCUGGGUUGGCGAGCCGAUUGAAGGGACGAGCGCUGAUGAUGCGAGGGCCGGCAAAGGAUGGGAGUGGAUCCGUGGCGAUGUCUUGCUCGAGUACGGGCUGAUUCAGACGGUCCAGCAUCGCAUCUCCUCGUCGAGUCUUCCGGAUGGCACGAUCAUCUUUGAUGCCGAGGGCCGCCAGCUCACUGCUGGUGUCAUCGACAUGCACAGCCAUGCCGGCGUGUAUUCGCUCCCGCAGCUCCGGGGAAGCGCGGAUGGCAACGAGGGAUCAGAUAACAUCACGCCCUGGGCCCGCUCCAUCGACGCCAUCAUGCCUCUGGAUCCCCAGAUCCAAGUGAUCAAGUCUGGGGGUGUCACCACGUCUCUUGUCUUGCCGGGAUCUGCCAACAACAUAGGAGGCGAAGCCUAUGUUAUCAAGCAUGCCGUUGGGAAGAAGGAUGGUCGCAACGAGAUCAGUGCUGCAGACAUGCUGGCUGACCCCGAGCGUAGCUGGCGCUACAUGAAGAUGGCCUGCGGUGAAAACCCGAAGCGCUACCACGGUUCACGCACGACCCGACCUAUGACAAGAAUGGGCGAGAGCUUUGAGUUCCGCAAGGCCUUCGUGGAAGCGCGAGCCUUGAUCCAGAAACAAGACGAUUGGUGCGCCAAGGCCGAAGUUAUUGGCGUAGAGAACAUGAACGAGUAUCUUCCACAGGAGAUCUUCUGGGAACCUCUAGUUGCGGCAUUGCGAGGCCAAGUUCAUAUCAAUACCCAUUGCUACACCAUUCCUGACCUUGAAGCUAUGGUCGAUCACACCAACGAGUUCGAGUUUCCUGUUCGAGCUUUCCAUCAUGCUCACCAGACGUUCUUAGUUCCUGAGAUUCUUAACCGUACCUGGGGUGGCCGGGCUCCUGCGUCGGCACUCUUUGCCGAUAACAUGUAUUACAAGCAAGAGGCAUAUAUCGGAUCUCAGUUCGCUGGAAAGUAUCUCUACGACGAAGGCCUGACCACAGUCUACGUCAGCGACAACCCUGUUCUAAAUGCUCAGCACGUUCUCUUCGAAGCCGCCAAGGGUUACCAUUGGGGUCUCCCAUAUCACGCCGCACUUUCCGCUGUUACAAGCGCCCCGGCAGAACUACUUGGGUUGGGUCAACGUCUCGGGAAGAUCAAGCCAGGCUUCGACGCCGACGUUGUUGUGUGGGAUAGCGAUCCUCUCAGUGUUGGCGCGACUCCAGUACAGGUCUGGAUUGAUGGCACGGCGCAGUACGAGAACCCGGUGGUUCACUCCAAGAACACCGGUCCAAUUGUGCCAAAUAAAGCCUUGUCGCAUAUUGUUGAAGAACCCGAGGUGGUUCCAGAUGCGCUGUUCAAGGGCAUUACCAAAGUCUUGCUGUCAGGUGAAACCUUGGGAUCAGAAGAGAGCUCGUUGAACGCCGUCAUCACCAAUGGCAAGCUCUCCUGCCUUGGAAGCUGCGAGCGCGAGUUCAAGAUCGCUGCAGACUCUGGGGUCAAAGUGACCCAAUUGACCAACGGAUAUCUUUACAAUGGGCUAACUGGCGUCGCCGGCACACUUGGUCUGAACGAGAUCGAUGCCGAGUCAAGCACCGAUAAUGGCGACAACCCUGCUACCUUCUCUCGAGCCAUUGACGGACUCGCGUUUGACAGCAAGAAGCUCCACGCUGCGGUGACCGCCGGCGUGACCAGGGCAUUCUCGGCUCCCAAAUUCCUCGGCGGCGCCACACACCAUGGUACCAGCGUCGGCUUCGUAACAGACGCCCGGAUCAGCCUGGACGAUGGCGCCGUAUUUGCAGACGACGUUGCUGUCCACUAUACCCUUGAUGGGAACGUCAAGGCCACCGCCAGCUUCUCAGCGGCGUUUGGCGCUCUUCGCACUGCACUCAUCGCCGUCGGCCAGAGCAAGGAGGAUCCCGCGCCAUACUCAGAGGCCAGCUUCCUCAAGCAGGUCCUCGAGGGAGAGAGGACUCUGGCACUGACCAUCAACAGUGCCGACGGUAUUGCCUCUGCUCUACGGGUGAAGAAGGACCUGGAAGCCUACGAAUUCGGCAAGAAGAUUAGGCUGGCCAUCAUCGGUGGCGCGGAAUCUCACAUUGUCGCAAAGGAGCUGGCGAAAGCCCAGGUCGGCGUGAUCCUGACGCCGCUCCAGGCAAAGGGAGAGUCCUGGGAUAGCCGGAGGGCACUGCCGGGAGCACCCUUGACCAAUGGCACGACCAUCGACUAUCUGCUGGAUGCGGGUGUCAAGGUCGGCAUCGGCCUGCUGGAGGAUUGGGAGGUCCGCGACCUUGUAUUUGCGGCCGGGACGGCCUACCGCAACGGGGAGGGUCGCCUGACCGAGAAGGAGGCGCUGGAUCUGGUGAGCACGAACAUCCACGAGAUUCUCGGAGCAAAAGGCGUGCCUGAGGGACGGGAGAGCGGGCAUUUUGUCGUCAGCGAGGGUAGCCCCCUGACGAUCGGCUCUCAGAUCAAGGCUGUUGGUUCUGGAAAGAAGGACAUUUAUCUCUUUGUCUAA
Clonostachys byssicola is the source of this 2832-nucleotide messenger RNA. NCBI's taxonomy places the organism in Eukaryota, Fungi, Ascomycota, Sordariomycetes, Hypocreales, Bionectriaceae. The record is from the annotation of a GenBank genome assembly.